AUGUCGACCGCGGUUUCCCCUAGUGAGGCCGACAAGCAGCUUCUCGAGUCAGGCAAUUUUGCCGACACCACAGUCAGGUUGGGCGAUCGCGUCUGGAAGCUCCACAAGAGUGUUCUCUGUACUCGCUCCGAGUGGUUCAAGCGAGCCCUCUGCGGCAAGUUUAUUGAGGCGGAAAAGAACGAGGUCGUCUUGUCCAAGGAGGAGGACCCUACAACAAUUGACCAAAUGUUCUACUGGAUGUACGCCAGAGAGCUGAUGCCCUGCGUCUUCGACGACGAGAGCCAACUAUACGUCGCUUGCAUCAAGCUCUACCAUGCAGCCGACUAUUUCAUGCUGGAACCACUCAAAGUCGUAGUCUCGAACCACCUGAGCGCCCGCCUGCGCGCCAAGGCCAACGCUGCUCAGAAGCAGUUCUGCACACCCGUCACCAGCAACGUCGCCACCAGCCCCAACUUCUUCAAUGGCCCUAGCGCCGUCGGCCUCUUCAACGUCUUCAAUAGCCCCAACGUCGUCAACGACCCCAGCACCGCCAACAACACCAACAACACCAACAACACGAACCUCACGGUCGACUACAAAGGCUUCGCCGACGGCCUCGAGCUGGCUUUCCUGAACUGCCGCUUCGACGAGCUCUUCCACAAGUUUUUCCACUUCUUCGAGGCGACCCACCUCUGGGUUCUGACCGACCCCAACUUCAAGUCGGUUGUUCUGCAGCGCGUGCCCGAGCUGGCCAUCGACAUCCUUGAGAUGGUCCGCGACGGCGUCCGCGGCAAGACCUAUCACCCCGAUCUCCUACCCCCCGCCAAGUGUCGAAGCUGUCGCCGCGUGCCCUGGAGCUGGGACAGCUUCUAUUGGGGCGAGAUCCGCAUCAAGGCUAAUGGAAAGCUUUCAGCUUCUUGCUGCCUCUGUACGCCUGGUAAGAAGAUCUGAGUGGUAUUUUUGGG
Pseudomassariella vexata is the source of this 944-nucleotide messenger RNA. RefSeq lists its product as uncharacterized. Bases 1 to 930 code for a protein of 309 amino acids. NCBI's taxonomy places the organism in Eukaryota, Fungi, Ascomycota, Sordariomycetes, Amphisphaeriales, Pseudomassariaceae. The transcript is spliced from 4 exons. The record is from RefSeq and is a predicted model, not a curated record. Gene Ontology annotation, molecular function: protein binding.